AUGUUACGCUGCCUUUUUCUCUUUCAGCUCCCAGUCAUUUCAGCUUUGGAGCAGCGCUUCCUGAGCCUGUUGAAGCGGCGCGCAGAGCAGCUAACUGAACGGAGGCGUCAAGACGUUCGCGAUCAAGCUGAAGAACUAUCUCCUCUAUCCAGAUCUGGUGCUUCAACUUCAAACAGAAGAUCUCGGGAUGAAGAAGAACAACGAACACGGCGAGCUGCUGAGCGUGAGGGAAGACGCACUAGAAGACGGAGAGCCCGUGAAAUGAAGAACAGUGCUCGUCACGUUGAAGGGAUGUCUAGUGAUGACGAAAUGACUGAAUUAGAGACAACUGCAUUUCGUAAUCAAAAAGAAACAAUUGAAAAUGAUGCUAGAUUGGUCUUCGAAGAUGUUGUUGAAGAAUUCUGUACUUUACGUGGAGUAAUGAAAAGAUUUGAAGAAUGGAGAAUUACUGAUCCCAAUGCUUACAAAGAAGCGUAUGUGAGUUUGUGCUUACCAAAAGUGUUGGGGCCAAUAAUAAGACUGAAAAUUCUGCCAUGGAAUCCUCUUGAGGAUACAUCUGAGUUUGAAAGACAUAAGUGGUAUGAUUGCCUUCUUUUAUACGGCUUAAGUGAGUCAGAAACUGAAGAAGGUUUACGUAAAGAUCCUGACUUGAAAUUGGUACCAUUGAUUGUUGAGAAAGUUUUGUUGCCUAAAGUAGAACAAUUGGUAAUUGCACAAUGGGAUCCUGUUUCAACUUUACAAACAUUGCGAUUGGUGGGACUUCUUAAUCGCAUCAUUCAAGAAUACCCUACUUUGGGACCUGACAGUAAACCACUUCAUAGUCUUGUUAAAUCUAUCAUUGACAAAAUGAAGAAUGCAGUGGAAAAUGAUAUAUUCAUUCCAAUAUAUUCUAGGCAAAUAUCAGAUUCAAGAAGUAGCUCUAUGGGGCAGUUUUUCCAGAGGCAGUUUGCUAGUGCAGUAAAGUUACUUCGUAAUCUCUUAAGUUUUCAAGGCAUAGUAAGUGAUCGUAUUCUUGGUGAAGUGGCUCUGGGUUCACUUUUGAACCGUUAUCUGUUAGCAGCGCUUCGGACUUGUGAACCUGGGGAUGCAGCUGAGAAGUGUAAUAUGAUUGUUACAACAUUUCCACGAUGGUGGUUUCAACAGAACUGCAGUCUACCUCAACUUGGCAUGUUUACAAAUCAGCUUAAGACAAUAGCACAGGGUCUUGAUAUAAAUACUCAAGGCGGAAGUGGAAUUAGUAUGAAGGUAUCAAUAGGGUUUUUAAUUUGGAUUUCUGCCAUCUUUGCUGGUAGUAAUGGACUUUUCUUGAAAAAUUCUGAAAUCUUGUAUCAAUAUAAUGCCAUUGUAAAAGCAGGCACAUUAACACCUCUUCAUGGUUCUUCAGAUUGGGCUUUAAAAGGCACCUUAAGAUUGCAAGUUCAUUCCCCAGAUGUUAUUCUCCAGUUUAAAGAUCUUACCGUCUCCCUGUUUAAUGGAAAACAUGAUAAAUCACCUCCAGAGCUAACAUAUCUUCCAAUACCAGAGGAAGCGAAUGAAUUGCUGAAACCAUUUGUUAUUCAUUAUGAUGAAGGGAAAAUAAAAAACAUAUCAGUUGAAGCAGAUGAACCUAUUUGGUCAGUUAAUAUGAAGCGUGCAUUAGCAAGUAUUUUUCAGUUAGAAGAGGCAGCAUUGCAAAUACCUUCUUUUAUUUCUAAAGAAACUUCUCUUUAUGGUAAUUGUGAUGUUGAAUAUACUGUGACUAAUGUAAGCAAUGAAAUAAUUGUGCGAAAAUUCAUUGAUCACUUGACAUGUGAAAACUACCCUCGAUUAAUAUGGAAAAAUACUUCACCUCUGCUAUGCCCCUCUGGCAGAAGUAUUGUUACAUCCACUUCAGGAAGAUUGUAUGUGUUGGUUCCAACUGAAGGAGUGCUGACUCUCAAACAUGUGGAAGUUCAUAGUGGAGUUGAUGUGCAACCUUUUCAUGCUCACGGAGAAUUAAAUUAUGCUUUUGUUAAUCAAUCCAUUUCUAUGUCUUCAAGAGGAUCAAUCACUGAAAAUAUAAGCCUUCAAAACAAUAUUGUGCAAGUUGACUUACUUUAUGAACUUCCCCGCCAGGACUUAACUCAGGGUCGUGCUCCCUAUAAUGAUGAAGAACAUUUAAAAAUGGUAUUUGUACAAGUAGACACAUACUUAAAAAGAAUUAUUGACACUUUGGAAGUUGAUUCUUCUCUAAAUGAAAUAAAAUCAGCUCAUAAUGAGUAUAUUCCUCAUUUACUUCACUUUUUGUCUCUAAUUAGUAGGCCGCAUUUGGAACAAUAUUAUAAUGAAUUGGCAAUUGGUACAAGCUACCAUCAGGAGACACAAAGGAAUCUCUUUUUGAAAUUACUUCCACAAGUUGGAUCUAAUGAUGCUAUUUUGUUGAUACAAGAUCUAGUACGAACUGGAAAAGAAAAAGGGAAAAUUGCUAUUGAAUUGCUGACUAAAUUGUUGUCUUUGGGGGAUGAUAUUAUUGAAGAAGUCAAACAGUCUGCUAUUCUUACAUUUUCCAUAAUGGUUCAUAAAGUAUGCAAAACAAAUUGCCGCCCAGAAACAUUGGAAAAAUAUGUGAGAUUAUUCAUCGAUAAGUUUUCAAAUAGUCGAUCUUAUAGUGAGCAAGUUUUGUAUUUGGAAGUUCUUAACAACAUCGAAUUGGGUAAUGUAUUUGACUACCUUGUUCCCAUAAUCAAAGGAAAAGUAUCAGUUUUCACAGAAAAAACUCACCAUAUCAGGUUUUUAGGAGUAUGGGCUAGCAUGUCACAAGCUGUUUUUAACCCACACAAGGUUGGAGAGUUGUAUUGGCCUAUUCUUGCUAAUCGGUCAGAACAUCUUGAGAUGCGAGUUGCUGCUCUCACAAUGCUCAUACUGGCAAAACCGACUCAUAGCAAUUUUGUGAAUUUAUUAUGGUUCAUGCAAUCAGAACCUAAUGCCCACCUUCUUCACUUUUAUUAUACAACAUUAGAAUCACUUAUUGAAACUCAGUACCCAUGUUACACAGGACUAGGCACUUUAGCUUCACACAUUAUUCGCUAUGUUCGACCUCCUGCUAUUCGUAACUGGGCAACAGGAAAUUACAUCUUAGAUUACUCUGAUCCAAAGCAUGGAUUUGGAGGACUUGCUCAACUUUUUGCAGUAGCAAACCAACGAACUGGCAACCCCAAUGUUUUUUAUUUAUUAGCUAAUAGUCAUGCAUUGGAUCACAACUUGAGACAGUUUGCAAUCUAUCUUAAAUUGGAAGGAGUUGGUGAUGCUAUUAAGGACAUGUUAUUUAAAACUGAUAAAUCAAUCAAAUUUUCUGACUUGAUUAAUAUAUUUCAAGAAAUAAAAGCACCAAUAAUUACAUCAGAACCUAUCCACAUAGAAAUAAUUGCAAAAAUUGAAGAUAGAGUAGUGUAUUGUCAAUACAUCAAUAAAACAAAUUUCUACAAAUUAGCAGAAGUUGUGUCUAAAAUGAACUUCCUUGAACAAGAGGUGAGCAUAAAUUAUCAAACUGUGAAAGCUCCUGUGUUAAUAGAAACAACUCAGCCUACAGAUAUAGGUGUUCCUCUUCUGAUGAGAACUGAAUCAUCUGUUAUUACUUCUAUCAGAGGAAAUUUUACAAAAGAUGGAAGUUCCUCUGUGCUGUCACGAAAAAAUGAAGUUGACAUUCGUUACAUAUUCACAUCUGGGUCAAAUUUGAUAAUUUAUAACCCUAUUUUAAACUUAUGGCAUGCUGCAAGAAGGGCAGUGUCGUAUCAAAGUUACUUCCCUAUUGUGAACCAAGUUUCAGUGCAUCCUAAACAACGAGAAGUGAAGCUUAUACUUUCCAAUCCUGCAGGAGUGGUUCGAGGAUUUGUGGCACAUUCUCAAUCAACUGUGAACGUAUAUGGAAAAGGAUCUAAGAAGAUAUCACAGUUUUGCCCAAAGUGUAAAAAUUCAGUUGUUGUGACUGCUCAUGGAAGAAAACAUGUGCAUGAUAUUAUUAAUAUAUCUCUUGAUGAUAUUGGAACAAAAGUGCAAAUCUCACUCUAUGACUGUGAUCAUUCAUAUGCCUUAAAUGAUCUUAUUACACUUGUUCAAGAUAUAUUUUCUGAAAACAACAAGAAUUUCAGUCGCCCAUUCCUGGGGUUAAUUCAUUCAGUAGAUCUUUUAAGCCUUGUUCCUCCCAAAGGAAGUUGUGGACUGCGUUUUAAUGUUUCAUCUACAUCAGUAGAAAGUACAGAGUUGAUUUUGACUGGAGCCCUUAGCAAACUAGGAAAAAAACAAAUUUUCAAAAUUUCAAUUGAUCUCAAGUCUUCUGCUGCUGAAACUUCUUUAAAAUCUUGGGAUGUUGCUUUAAAUUACAAUGUUCAAAAUGAAAAUACAAAGUAUAAUCUUCAAAUGAACAUUACUCGUGCAUCAGAAGCUCAAGCAUUUCAAAAGGUUUGCUUUGACCAAGAAACAUUAUUUCCGAAAUCUACAAAUGGGCUUCUUCCAUGGAAACCAUCUGAUGAUGUCACUACAAAAGUAAACAUUGUAUGGGGAAAAUCCAAUGAGUCUUGUCCCAAAGAUGGAGGAGAAGUACAUGUUGUAGCUCAUGGAGAAGUUACAAAGGAACAAAAAGACUUGUUAAAUAAUUCAAAGUCUUGGCCUCAUGCAGCAUGUUUAGAAGACAGCAAGAACACAGCCGAAUGGGGACAAGGGUACACUCCCAUAACUGAAGCCUGUUACCGAGCAUCCGUUCCUCAGUCUUUCCUGUUAAUAAGCAAGCGAAUAAUUGCAGUUAUGGAUGCACUUACUCCAGGUUUAAUGUCUCUGCCUUUAAACGAAUUGUCAAAUUUGACUGUUUCUCUGAAAGUACCACUGAACAAACCACAUAUAUCUCUGAAUGUCAACUCAAGAAAAUUGGUACUUCCAAAGGCUGCAUCUUGGUUUGAACCAUUUCUUAUUAAUACUUGUGUUGACAUGUUAGUACCCCAAGCAAUGAGAUUUGGUGCUUUAGGAUCCUGUGUUGUUAAUUCUGCAAGAGUAAUUUCCAUUGACAACAAGACUCACAGUUUCUCAGCGUCUCCAUGCUACACUCUAGUAGCAGGAGAUUGUACACCACAUCCUCAUUUUGCAGUUUUUGCUGCAAAACUUCACUUAAAUGGAAAUGUUAUAGAAAUUUUACCAGUCAGUAAUGGAGAACUCAAAAUAUUUGUCAAUAAUGAAAAUAUUGCUGCUAAUGAAUCAGAAAGCCAGGAAAAACAAGAUUUUCGAAUUCAGCAACUUGAAAAAGGACUUGUUAGAGUGACUUCUGACACUGCCUACAUCUGGCUACAACAUAAUGGGUAUUUUCUUACAUUAGUAAUGCCAGCAUUUUACCGUGGACAAUUAUGUGGUUUAUGUGGAGAUUUCAAUGGUGAUGCAAGUAAUGAUGAUAUUGGUGUGAUACUGAAAACUCAAUGCUAAAACUCUGAAGUUGAAAAUAUCUGUAAAAGAACUCCAUAAUUAAAUGUUGAAAUAUUAAAUUUAGGUUUCUGUAUGUUUUCUAUUUACAUUUUAAUCAUAAAAGUUUAUUUUAACAGUGUGCACAAUCAGCAGUUGUUUUUUGCAUCAUUUAAACCAUGAAAUAAUGAAGUUAUACCAGAAAUAUAUCUUCAUCCACCCUAUUUUAUCUGCAUACAUUGAAUUAUUUUGCAAUGAGGAUUAAAGAUGACCAUCUUCAUGAUAUCUGAUUUUCAUCAUCAUUACAGCAAACUAUUUAUUUCAGUAAUUAGUACUUAGCUGCUGAAACAAAUCAGCAUGUAGAAAUAAACACUAAGUAAUUUCAGAAGCUAUUUUAUUUUCUGAACAAUUUACAACAACAAUAAUACAUAACAAAAUUGUGUAUCAACCCUCUUAAAUGUAUAGCAAGUACUAUUUGAUGUACAGUGAGCGAGAUCUUUUUUUUCCAAAUAAAAUUUUAAUAAUAUCAAUACAAAAACUUCAUGCAAUACCUUGCCUAGCUUUCUCCAUAAACAUUUGUCUCUGUGAAUGCAAAUCUUCAAGGAAAAGAUCAACCCGGUGAUUUUCUAAACCACAACUUUCUUCAAAAUUCUUCAGUCUAACAAUAUUUUGUCUGUUCCGUUGAUAAUGGAAGACAGCAGUCAGCAUAUGCCAAACACUAAAUUCUGGCCAAAGAACCUUGGAGAAAUACACACAUGUACUUGAAGUCUGCCAAAGAAGAAAAUCGCUUAACCUUAUUUCUCCUGAUGUUCUAAUAAGAAGAUCAGGAUUGGGACUCUUAUUAGUGUAUAAGCAUUGGCUUAUUACAUGCUUACUGAUGUCUUCUGGAAGUAUUAUUUUCUUCUCCACUCCUGCUACUAAACUCUUAAUUGCACUUGUGAUUUCAUCUCGAGAUGUAUACGCAAAAGCUAUAUUUAAAAAUGCUUUGUUAUUGUCUUUAGUAAGAAUCAUUGCUUCAGACAUUAACUGUCUCAAAUCCUCUGGAAGCAAUGCUAGGUUACCUAUCACUCUGACACUAACUCCAUGAUCCAUUAACUUUUCUCUUUCAUCAAGCAGUCUUUUGAAUUUAUCUCUUGCAAGAUCCAUCAACUCGUUCACUUCCUCAGUGCUACGUUUAAAAUUUUCUAUGCUAAAAGCAUAAACAGUAACUUCUGGUAUUCCAAGAUCCAAGCACCAUUGUAAAGUUUCCGCCAAUUUGUCAAACCCUUUCGUGUGUCCUUCCACUUUGGCUACAUUGUUUUUCUUCGCAAACCGCCUAUUUCCGUCCAUUAUAAAUGCAACAUGAUUCGGCACUCCACCACUUUUAACCACCUUUAAACACACAUACUGAAUCCAGUUCAGAGUAUUUUCACGUAACCAAGACAUUCCGUAAUAAAUGAAAAUCACAAGCACAGUUAAAUGGACCUCUUAAAUUUUGGUAUUGCUGUACAUGUAACCACGAGAAUCAGCUGAUCCGCAUACUACCACGUAGACACUACUGCAGGAGUGUGCAGUCUUUUAAAAGACCGUGAAUUCUGUCAUGUAAGAUUUCGUUGCGUUUGCAUUUAUCUUUAUUGCAAAUAUUCAGUUGAAAGUUUACAAGUACAACAAUAUCUCACUUGCCUGUGUUCAUUUCAAGGGGUUACGAAAACUUCUCGAGUUUUAUUCAAUUGACGACAUACGAGCCAUUUUGUAUUCAUUCGCAUCGGUCAGAAAUACAAGUACAGCUCUUGCUUGCGUACAAAUAAAGCCGUCCAUAACUUGCCACCAUCAUCUAAGUAUAUAAGUAAUUAUUAUGCCAGUUUAAUAGUAAUGAUUCUGAAAAUUUGCGGCAGCAAUGUUUUCAGAAUCGUGGAUCUAUUUCGCUUCGCGCAUCCUCUAAUAUUGGCUUGCGGUUCGAAUUGGUAGUGAAGUGCAAUGAGUUCUAAAUGGGAAAGCAAGUUAUGUCCGAAGAAUAGUUAUUUAUUUUUCGUCGUCAUGUUUGUUAAGUCGUAGAUUAAACAUGCAGUUAUGGAUACCGAUACGUCAUCUCAUCAAUCCUGUGUGGCAUCAGAACUGUAUUUCUUGAUUGCCAAGUUUCUUAGUGCUGGACCAUGUCAGGAAACGGCUAAGGCUUUGAAGCGUGAAUUGGAGAAGUCCAAGGCUUUACCAAAAAGAUUAGAUUGGCUGGGAAAUGAACAUGAACAGACAUUUGAAGAAUUGGAAAAAAAGUAUCCUCACAUUGGUCCUAAUCACUUAUUAGAAAUAUGCAGUCGUAUAGGACCGCUUUUAGAUCAAGAGAUCAAACCGUGUGUACCUGGAGUUUUAUCUCUACUCGGUGCUGGACGGCAGUCAUUAUUACGAACAAAACAAGACUCUGCUUCUCCUGUUUGGAGUGUGGUUGAUUAUGCAGUUCGGAAAAGAGGUUGUCCAUUAUUUGAAUCUGUAUCGCUUUCUCGAACUCACAAUAUUGUGAAAGUUAUUCAGGGAAGGGAAACAUCUGGCCCUGUGAGUCGCCGCCUUGCUGUUUCUUCCAAAUUGUACAGCAAACAGCAACUAUUUUGUCGCAGUCUUGGACAUCUUUCAGCUGUAUAUUGUUUGCUUUUUGAUCGUACUGGUCGAUAUGUGAUCUCUGGUGCUGAUGAUUUACUUGUGAAAGUAUGGAGUACAAUUGAUGGUAGAUUAAUUGCAACUCUUAGAGGGGCAUCAGCUGAAAUAACGGAUAUUGCUGUGAACAUGGAGAACACCUUAUUGGCAGCUGGAAGUUUGGAUAAAAUUUUACGUGUUUGGUGUUUCCAAACCACUGCACCUGUUGCUGUUCUCUCAAGCCAUACUGGAAUGAUUACAGCUGUGCAUUUCUGCCCUUUAUCAAGCAAUAGUGUUCGUUACCUUGUGUCAACAAGUACUGAUGGCUCUGUUGCGUUUUGGAGUUAUGAAUAUUCUAAUGGAAAAUACAAUUUUUUGACAAAGCCUAUUCAGUACAAUGAAAGAAUGCGGCCUGGACAAGCACAAAUACUUUGUGCUUCAUUUAGUGCUGGUGGCAUGUUUAUGGCAGCAGGCAGCGCAGACCAUCAUGUGAGAGUUUACCUCAUGGAAGGUGAAGAAGGACCUCAUAGAGUACUGGAAAGUGAAGCACAUUCAGAUAGAGUGGAUAGCAUACAAUGGGCCAAUAGGAAAACUAGUUUUGUUUCUGGUAGUAAGGAUGGGACUGCUCUUGUAUGGCAUUUUGAAUGUCAGCAAUGGAAGUCGAUGACCUUGAUCAUGAAUACAAAACUCCCUGGCGUUAUUGACAAAGAUGAAGAUCCAAAAUUUAAGUGGAAGGUAUCUAUGGUUUGUUGGGAUCAAAGUGACUCGUGGAUUAUAACAGCUGUAAAUGAUCAUUCCCUGAAAGUAUGGAAUUCUGCAACAGGUAAGGUACAAAUUUCUCGUUGAUUUCUGUAAUCUUUCUCUCUCUCUCUUUGAUGCAGUGUAUCAUGAAUUAAACUAAAACAAACAGAUGUGUUAGGUUGUAAGGGAAGUUGGGGUUAAGAGAAGUGAAACAUGAUACGUAGACCAUAUUGCAUAAACUAAGAAACAGAAUAUGAAAUUUAGUAUGUGUUCAAGUGUAGCUCAGUGGCAUGUGUGAGCUGCACACCAUCAAUGCUCUUGGAGCUAGAGGGCUGUGCAUGAGAGGUGAUGUUAGGCGAAGGGUCGGUCAGCCUGCAAUGUGGUGGAACACAGCUUGGAACUCAUAAGGCCUGCAUCAUAUGCAGACUCCAGGCAGCAGCUUAGCAGGAAGGAGUGCUUUCUGCCAUCUCUGUUCAUCGGGCAUCUGGGCAUCUGUGAAUCCUGCCUGACACCUUCCUCCCUCGCCCUCCGCCCCUCCCCUUCCCAGAGACUACAACGGGGAAGCUUGGUCCACUUCUAUAAUUUCAUUAUGAACUCUCAUAAGAUGUAGACUGAAUAUUUUCUGUUUAUUAUGUACUCUUGCUUUAUGAAAUUUCAUCUUUGAAGUUUUUCAUUACAUGAAACCAAUCUCUAUUUUAAUGACGGAAAUGAAAAUAAUUUUUACUCCAAGCAAGAAAAGUACAGUAUAAAAGUUGGUCAUCGUGUUUCAGGAGAACUACUUCAAGUGCUAAGAGGCCACAAAGAUGAAGUUUUCGUAGUUGAAGCACAUCCUUUUGAUCCUCAUAUUCUUCUUAGUGCUGGCCACGAUGGACUAAUUAUCAUCUGGGAUAUUAUUUCUGGAACAAUGAACACUUCAUAUCAAAACACAAUUGAAGGUCAAGGUCAUGGUGCAGUUUUUGAUGCAAAAUGGUCACCAGAUGGAACAAUGAUGGCUGCAUCUGACUCUCAUGGUCAUAUUCUCAUUUUUGGGUUUGGUUCAGGUUCUGAACAUUUUGGAAAGCUUCCUAGUGAACUGUUCUUUCACACAGAUUACAGACCACUCAUACGAGAUGCUAAUCACCAUGUUCUUGAUGAACAAACACAAACAGCUCCUCACCUUAUGCCACCUCCAUUUUUGGUGGACAUAGAUGGCAAUCCUUACCCUCCAUACUUACAAAGACUAGUUCCAGGAAGAGAAAAUUGCCAAGGUGAACAACUAAUACCAAAUAUCAUUGUAGGCGCUGGAGGUCAACAAGAAGUUAUAGAAGGUUUACCAGAACCUCGUUCUCAUAUUGACCAGAUGAUCGCCGCUCUUGCUAAUAGACAGAACGGUCCUGGAGAUCAUGCUGCUGCACCACGUCAUGCCACUUCUCCAAGAUCUGCACAUCGGGUUGGAAUGCGGCGCACUGGUGAUGUAGAAGGUGUAAGACAAUCAAGUGGGAAUUGGCAACGUGAUUCUAGCUACAUAUGGAAGCAACGAAUGCUCACAAGACCUGCAGAUCCAGGAAGUCUUCAUGCAGCUUUAAUGAAAGUAGACUCCAUAUCAAAUGAAGAAUUGACAAUGUAUCGUCGUGAACAACAUCGCCGUCCUGUUACUCCUCCUCCAGCACCACCUUCUGCUACCAGAACUGGAGCACAGACACGCAGACAUAAUCGAAAUCAACUUCAACAUAAUUAUCGUACACGUGCUGCCCAAGAGCAAAAUGCUGUUGAAAGUGAAUUUGAGAAUCAUUUUGAAAUCAUGGGAAGUGUGUCAUCAGCAAGUGAUAGAAAUAAUGAUGAUUCAACUGCACGUGAGGAAGAUUUAGGAUCUAGUAGCUCCAGCAGUGAUUCAGAAAGCUCUGAAUAUUCCGAUUGGAUUGCUGAUGCUGGUGUUAAUUUGGAGCCUCCAAAACGAAGUAGGAGGCGACCAGUUAAAAAAGAACCUCCUGUUGUAUCACCACCUUCUGAUCGUCCUCAAAGACAGCAGAAGAAAAAGAUUGUACCUACUGUGGCAGCUGCUGUGUGAAACUGGUGAAGUACCAGAAGUAUACCGUCUCUAAUGGCUCAUCAGAAUCUUCCUCGAAAAGCACCUACUAUCCACAAAUGGGUGAUGAAGUUAUGGACUUUCGGCAAGGACACAGUUGUACAUUAGUGCUGUUCGUUUGAAGAAGGUUGUACGAUCUGGGAACAAGAUGUGAACCUUGGGCUCGACAGAACAUUCGGGCACAUAACUGGUGAAAUAAUGGCAUUAAAUAUGAAAUAUCGACCACCUAGGAUGUGUUGUGCGAUGGCUGAAAAUUAGCUCUCAUGAAUAGCUGAUGGCCGCCUUUACUGCAGAGAAUUUACCAUUAAAUAUGACUGACAUGGCAAUGGUUUUGGAUUUUUCUUGGCUUUUGCGGUCAGACUCUAUGACACAGCAACAAGUGAAUUGGAAGUUGGUGAUAGGUUUCGAUGUAUGAUUGAUGAUUUUUGGUGGAUGGGAACUAUAGUGUCACACAGUCCCUUUGAAGAGAGCUUUCCAGAUUCCCAUUUCAUGUGCUUUCAAGUGAGAUGGGACAAUGGAGAGUUUGAGUUAAUGAGCCCUUGGGAUUUGGAACCCGUUAGUGAAGAUCGUUUACCAGCUGAAGAAGGAGGAGCUGUUCCCGUUCUUCCUGAAGAAAUUCAAGCUAUUUUAUAUCAACCAAGACCUGAAGAAUGGCCUCAAGGGGAUCGGGAAGCUGCAUGUACUCGUAUUCUUGCUGGACUUGAUCAGAUAAUGGGUUUGGCUAUUGCUGAACCAUUUAGUGCUCCUGUAGAUCUCAGUCUAUAUCCAUCUUAUGCAUUUGUUGUGGAAUAUCCCAUCGAUUUAUCAACAAUUAAGGGAAGGUUUGAUAAUAGGUUUUAUCGUCGAGUUACAUCUGCCCAAUUUGACGUACGUUACAUUGCUACUAAUGCUGAAAAAUUCAAUGAACCAAGCAGUCAGAUAGUGAAGAAAGCAAGAUUGAUUACAGAACUUUGUUUGCGAGUUAUCAAGGAUCGAAAUGUUAUUGAUGUAUCAAGUGUAUAUCAUGAACUAGUAGAAGCCUAUCAUUCUUCGGAAUCCGAGUCAGAAAUUGAUGUGGACGUGCCAGGUCCUAGUUGUAUAAAUCCUAGACGUUCAAUGCGUCAAAAGAAGACAUCUCGUAGAAUGUCACUGAGGCAACAGAUCUCAACAGAUUGGAGAAGAGAUUGUCGUGAACUUCUGGAAACUUUAUGGAUGUGUGAAGAUUCUACACCUUUCAGGGAACCAGUUGAUGAAUUAGAACAUCCAGAUUACUACCAAGUGAUUGAUACACCAAUGGAUCUAAGAACAGUUAAAGAAGAUCUGUUAGGUGGUAAUUAUGAAAGCCCACUUGAGUUCUGUAAGGAUGUUCGAUUGAUCUUUCUGAAUUCCAAAAAUUAUAACACUAAUAAACGCUCAAGGAUCUAUUCUAUGACAGUGAGACUUUCUGCAAUGUUUGAGGAACACAUGAAAACAAUCAUAUAUAACUGGAAAGCUGCUCGGCGACGUGCCACAGCAAAUACACAGGCACUAAGGAGGAGUAGUACCAGAACAAGAAAUGCCUCAUCAUCUCACGUGACUCGACUAGUUAAUGGAGCAGGUCCAUCUCGGUGUGUCCAGGAUAGUGAGGAUUCUGAUUCUGUUAGUGAACCUGAGAGACCUGUAAGAAAACAUCCAGUGGCAAAGAAAUCUUCUGUGAAAAAGAGUUCUGCUGGAAAUCCUGUUGCUAAUGGACAUAUUAGAGGAGGUCCUGUUGCAAGACCAGUAAUACGGUUACGUCUGACUAAUUUAAGAAAGACAAAGGCCAACGCUGGUAGUGACUCAGACAGUGGAAGUGAUUCCAGUAGUAAUGGGAGCAGCAGUUCCUCAAAUAGUAGUAGUAGCAGCAGUAGCAGUGGCAGUUCUGGUAACAGCAGUUCAUCCUCCUCAGGUUCUGGCAGUGACAGUGAGCAACGGCAUCGCCGCCGAGAAGCCAGUCCAACGCCGAGAAGUCAGCGAACAAGCCAGUCUAGAGGUAAAAAGCGACCCAGACCAUCUGAUUCGGAAGACAGUUAUGGUCCAGGACCUAGUACUGCCGUCAGAACCAGGAAUAGAGGAAAGCAGAAAGUUCAUUAUAAUGAAGAAAAUAGUGAUCAGUAUGAACGCAGCAGCAGACCUACUAGCAGUGGACGGAAGCAAAGAUCUCAAGUACGUCCAGUCAGAUAUAGGGAUGACAGUGACAGUGAGGCAACAUCAGGGGUGAGUCGUCGUACGAGAGGACUUCGUCAAAAUUAUAUGCAUGAUAGCGAAGGAAGUGGAGUGCAAAGUGAUGGUAGUGAUUGUGGAAAUGUGAGAUCUACUAGAGCUCGAAAAGUUCAAUACUGUGAAGCUAGUGAUGAAAGUGAUGAAGACACCGGUAGACGAACCAGAGGUAAACGAACACAUUACGCUGAAGACAGUGAUAGCUCUGACAUGGUUCCAGGAAUCAGUAUAAGCAGCAGAGGCAGAGUUAGAAAACUUACUCCUAGGGCUAGGGCACUCCUCACAAAAUAACGUAAGUGUAAGCAGACGCGGGUACUUAAAAAAAGAGGGGGGUCAAAUUGUGUGCCAGUAACCAGUGUAAGCAGCAGAGGGCGAAUUCGUAAAUUAACUUUCAAAGCUCAAGCAUUGCUUGCUCAGUAACUUCGUUCUCUGCUACCUGUAACCAGGGAACUGACCUGUGAUAAGAUCUCCGCGUUCUGCUUCUUUGUUUAUAGUAUACCAAAUAUUACAACCUGGUUCCAACCUUUCAUAUUUAUCAACAGUAUUGUGGCUGCAAAUACUUAACAUGAAAUUUGUGCUAUGCACAAAAAGCCUCUACGGCAUGUUGUGUUCGAUUUAUAUGUAACUUGUGCAUGUACUGUACUAUAUAUAGUACCGUAUAUGUAUACCUUUUCUGUAUGCUGAUAUGUAUAUUGUUUGUUUACUAGAGAAUGGUGGUCAUGUACUACCUUUAUUUAAAGACUUAUUGUUUAUUAAUUUGUAAAUACUCUUUUUGACUGUAUAUUUACAGCAUUAGUAAAAACAAUUUAAAUUGAUACAGAAUAUUAUGUUACUAUUGCAGGCCACCUUUUUAGUAGGAUUUGAAAGCAAUAAUUUAAUUAAAAAUGUUAGGAAGAAAAACUAUUCUUAACCUUUGAAAGAGAAAACCAAUAUCCUCUUUGUCCUUCAAAUUAUCUAAUCCUCUCAUGUAAAGACAGUGAUACUUUUGUUGACACUGUGAUGCAGUUGCAAUAGAAAUAUGGAGAAAAGACUUUCCAGGGUUAUUGGGUGUGUUGAAAAAUUUCUUACGUGUUUAGUGAGGUUUUGUGCCUUUAUUCUCAGGAAUAUAAUUUUUUAAAGUAAGGAUAUAUACUAGAGUUAAAUAAAACAACCACAGCUGUGUUCCAUAUAUCACUGCAGAAGUAUUCUGUAUUUAUUGAAAACAACAAUGUGUCUGUGUUUUUCAGUGAUUUUCUUGGAUAAAAAAUGCAUAAUUUUAAUAUAGAUUUGUGUUAUUUGAAUUUUGAUUAUAAGAAUAGGGUUCCUGGAAUUAUAAAUAGAAAAAAAUUGUUGAAGUAAAAACCAACUCAAUAAAUGUUCUUUCUCUCAGUUACUUUCAUUCAAAUUAUUAAUUACUAAGUAACUGCGGUCAUGUAUGAAAUAUAGUCUUGUUUUAAGUUGAUCUGCGUGAUGUCACAAGAUUUAUUUUUUUUUUUUUUAUAGUGCAGUCAAAAAGUAUUCUUUAGUUUGAUGAUGCUUAUGACUUUCUGUCCCUCACUCAUAAUAUUUAUUUAAAUUGACAUUGAAUUUGCUUUUUGACAUUUUUCUGUAAUUUAAUUGCUCUUUCAACCUAUAAUGUUUCACACAUGAAUUAUAUACUGUCUCUAGCUUUUGUUAUAGAAAUGAUUUGUACUCUCAUUUCUGUUGAAAAUUUGUAUUUUAUUUCAUUCUUGUUCUUUCAAUUAUGAUAUAAUUUUUCUCUUUUAGUUGCCAAAAGAAAUAGAUUAAUACAGAAAUGUGUUGAGAAACUUCUUGACUGUACUGCUUAAUAAACAACUGUGGAAAAAUGAUCUUCUGCAGAUUGUGUUGAUGGCUAGUCUUAGCUAGUUUACUGCCAUUCAUGUAUGUCCAUCUUCCAGGGCUAGCUAUUGUUUAUCUUGUUUAAUCAUACUUGUACUGAAUUAAAGUCCCUUCCAUGCUCUGGUGUAGAACAAUCAUGCCAAGAAUUCAUAAUUAUGACUAUCAAAAUAUUUAAUUUCUGAUAUGUAUUAAAUGAAAAUGAGCUUUUUGCUUUCAAUAUAUAUAAAUAUUGAAAGCACUAUUCAAGUAGUUUCAUAAAUUAAUUGUCUAAUUUUAAUUUUCUAAUUCCUUGAUUUAUCAAAAUCGAGGAAUUGAGUAAUAGAAAAUUCUCUUUUAAAAACUGAAAUAUUAGUUUUUACAAUAUUUGUAAUGAAGUUUGUGAAUUUUAUGGUCAUGCAAAAACCAAAGAUAAAUUGAAAAUGAACAAAGCAUAGAGGGGACUUCAAGUUAAUUUUUAUUUUUCAUUUAUUAAGAUACAUCAUUGCUAAAUUAUUCCAUUUGUAAAAAAGAAAACUUGGUUUUACCAAAAUAUAUAUUUUGAAGUCUCCACAUUUUCACGUUUUGAUCAUUUUCUUCACAGUUUGCUUUAGUGUGAGGUGAUCUAUUUGGCAAGAUGAAAACAAUAGCUCAAAAAUGUUUGUGUGAAAUGUUUGCUUUUGCCAAGUAUGUGUGUACAAAUUUAUCAGCACAUGAUGUUUGCAAUUUUAAAAAGCAUUAAAAUUAUUUUCUAAUCCUAAUGUGGUGCUACACAAGAGUUUAUCUUAUGAAUACCAGGU
Molecule: messenger RNA, 15642 nt
Organism: Gryllus bimaculatus (two-spotted cricket)
Lineage: Eukaryota; Metazoa; Arthropoda; Insecta; Orthoptera; Gryllidae
Source: the annotation of a GenBank genome assembly